Molecule: messenger RNA, 1899 nt
Organism: Centrocercus urophasianus (Greater sage-grouse)
Lineage: Eukaryota; Metazoa; Chordata; Aves; Galliformes; Phasianidae
Gene: F2RL2
Product: coagulation factor II thrombin receptor like 2
Exons: 2
Coding region: 239-1381 (380 amino acids)
Biological process (GO): thrombin-activated receptor signaling pathway; positive regulation of Rho protein signal transduction; blood coagulation
Cellular component (GO): membrane
Molecular function (GO): thrombin-activated receptor activity
Source: RefSeq, a predicted model, not a curated record
GGCAGAGGCUGAAACUGAGUCAUGUGUGCAUAUUUGGAUACGUCACACCCUCUUGCUGUAGUAGACAAAGAACAAACUAGCUCCUUGCCAUAAAUCUCAUGCCUACAGGAUGCUUCGGGAGAACAGAUCAAUUGUGCCUUAGUGCCUUACAGACGGAAGAAAAUCCCCUCCCAACACCACUGAGAUGAACUAAAACUGUGUUGCCUUUCUUUUUGGUAUCUGGAUUUAGCAAACUACAAUGAAGAUUCUGGUUUUCACUGGACUGCUCUCUCUAACAUCAACUUUUACGACAGCUUUAGAGUCUUCACUGAAUGAUUCUGCAAUUAAAACUGUGUCUCUUAUCAAGACUUUCCGUGGAAUUUUACCAAGAGACUAUGAUUACAUCCCACCUCAUGCUAUAGAAGGGGAGACAAAGACAAUCCAUAUCAAGGAAAACAAAAGUUCUGUGAAGAAAUAUAAUGACUCCACUUUAACAGAAGUGAACAACACCACAUUGGAAUACCUGACUAGUUCUCUGAGCACCAAGUUAAUACCCACUGUCUACCUCAGUGCUGUUUUACUGGGUGUACCAUCUAAUGCCAUCAUUUUGUGGAUGCUGCUCUUCAGAAUCAGGUCUGUGUGCACUGCCAUCCUCUACACAAACUUGGCUGUUUCAGAUUUGCUCUUCUGCAUCAUGCUGCCAUUCAAAAUAGCAUACCAUAUCAACAAGAACAACUGGAUUUUUGGAGAAAUUAUGUGUCGAACUACAACUGUGGUAUUUUAUGGCAAUAUGUACUGCUCCAUUCUGCUGCUCACGUGCAUUAGCGUCAGUCGCUAUGUGGCCAUCGUUCACCCUUUCACCUACAAGAGCCUGCCAAAACGCACCUAUGCCAUUGCUGUCUGUGCCACUGUGUGGACCAUCGUCUUUUUGUACAUGCUUCCACUCUGCAUAAUGCAGCAAACCUAUUACGUGAAACAACUGGGCAUUUACACCUGCCAUGAUGUGCACAGUGCCUGCAAAACUGUAUCUUCCUUCCAGUUCUACUACUAUGUUUCUCUAGCUAUCUUUGGAUUCUUAAUGCCUCUUGCAAUCAUCAUUUUCUGCUAUGUUUCGAUUAUUCGAACACUCAAGACUCACGAGUGGUUCUGGUAUGUGAAAGUCAGUCUUUUGAUUCUUACCAUCUUUGCUAUUUGCUUUGUACCAAGCAAUAUUAUUCUUAUUAUCCAUCAUAUCAACUAUUACUACUACAACACAGAUAAUUUGUAUUCUUUUUAUCUGAUAGCUUUAUGCCUCAGCAGCUUAAACAGCUGUCUUGAUCCUUUCCUUUAUUUUCUAAUGUCAAAAAUACGAAGUCAAUCCAAUAUAUACCUAACAAUGGUUAAAAUAACCAGGGAAAUGUGAAUUUUAUUCUAUAUUUAUAUUAUUGGAAUUAUGAUUUUGUAUAGUACUAACCCAGGUAGCAAUAAACCUCAGAUUUGACAAUUAAAUCUAAAAAAAAAAAAUAAAAAUAAAAAUUCUAAGGUUGUUAAAUCAUGGCCUCAGUGAAAUUUACUUCUUCCAAACCCCACACAAGAGGCAUCAUCAAACAUACUUCUCUGUUUUGUUCUGUGUGCUACAAAGUCAGGUGAACCUACCUAGAUUGAGGGAAGCAGCUGAGAACUUCCUUCUGAGAAGAUCAACCAUAUGGUCACACUAUAAUAUCAGUGACCACAGAACAAGAGAGGAAUCCAUCCAGCACUUUUAAGGCCCAUUCUUGACUUGAAACACUUUAUAUGUUCUUUGUGCCCACAAUCACUGCAGGACUAAUGAGAAUGUGAGGUUCUGAUACAUUGGGAAUAGGAACAAGUGAAAGCUCUAGCUGUUCCUGAGCUACAACGCAUUAUGGCACACAACUACGAGCAGAUUCUGCCCUAGGUAUU